This is a messenger RNA of Macrosiphum euphorbiae (potato aphid), 933 nucleotides long. The record is from the annotation of a GenBank genome assembly. Lineage: Eukaryota; Metazoa; Arthropoda; Insecta; Hemiptera; Aphididae.
AUGGUGGUUACUGAUUCUGGUAAUAAAAUGGGGCUAAUUGAAUGUUAUCAAUUUUCUAAAUUAGUUAAAAAUAAAUACAAGCCUUCAUCUGUGCGAGGCAAACCAACUCAAAAAGAAGAGUUUCUACCCACUAUAAUAUUGAAUCGUAAACGUCGAGCUCUAAUUCCUCAUCCUUAUUCAGUAGGUGGUACACCAGCCAAACCUCAAGAGUUUCCACACAUGGUGCUAUUAGGUUAUGGUGCCACCCCAACAAAUGGAGAGGAUUGGAAAUGUGGAGGUUCGCUGAUAAGCAAAAGGUGGAUAUUGACUGCUGCACACUGUCUAGAAAGUUCUGGGAAUAUGGCUCGUUGGGCUCGCCUUGGAGUUUUAGAAAGAGUCGUUAAUGAAACCAACGUAGAUCGGCCCAAUGACUAUGAAAUAGUUGAGCAUAUAAUACAUCCCGAUUACAAUCCACCUUCGUUGUACAACGAUAUAGCUUUAUUUCGUUUGGAGAGGAACGUCGUAUUUUCCGAAAAAGUUCGACCGAUUUGUCUUAACACUGAUCCGAAUUUAACUCCACCAAAGCAAAUAGCUACUGGUUGGGGACGAAUUUCAACGGCUGGACCACUUAGUGACAAUUUGUUAAAAGUGGAUUUGGAUAUUUACUCGAUGAAACACUGCAACGAAAGUUAUUAUAAUGAUCCAAAAUUAAGAUUUGGAAUAUUACCUGAUAGCAUGAUAUGUGCGGGUUCGUUUGAUGGUACAAAAGACAGUUGCAUGGGUGAUUCGGGAGGUCCACUUCAAUGUGAACAUGCCAACUACACGGGCAUGUAUACACAAUACGGGAUUACAUCUUUUGGGAGAUUUUGUGCCGACAAGGAUACACCCGGAAUUUAUACUAGAGUCGCCAAUUAUAUUCCAUGGAUCGAAAAAAUAGUAUUUUCAAACAACUGA